Messenger RNA from Pseudozyma hubeiensis SY62, 504 nucleotides. RefSeq lists its product as hypothetical. The record is from RefSeq and is a predicted model, not a curated record. Lineage: Eukaryota; Fungi; Basidiomycota; Ustilaginomycetes; Ustilaginales; Ustilaginaceae. Bases 1 to 504 code for a protein of 167 amino acids. The transcript has a single exon.
AUGGUCGUCGUAGCACGCUCUAUCAUUGACGUAUCACCUCUUCAUCGCCGCACCGCAUCCACUGCCUCCUCCUCUUCCGCAACUUCUUCCGCUUCCGCAUCGACUCUUGUAUCCGACGAGAAAGCUCCACUUCUUCCGACAUCGGUCAAAAAGGCUUCGGACGUGAUCCGGACUUACGGCUCGAUGCUCAAGCACCAUCGAUGGGAGAGCCGCGCUGCCGAGCUCAAGAGGUCCAUCUCUCGUCCCAUCAUCUACGAUGGACAGUGGUUCUGCAAAGCCGGUCAGCAUGACGAAACUCAAGGGAAGUCGGAGCAGAAGGAGCUGGAAAGCAGUCUUGGUAGCGUCUACUCGAACACUUGGGCAAGCCAGAUGGAAGGAGAACUGAGCAGAAUCGGCGACGCAUUCGAGUACGAUGAACUGUCGUGCACCGCUGCGACUGCUUGCACUGCCAGAAUUUCCAUCCAGACGUUCACCUCGAGCGAGAGGAGCUACACUUUCUUCUGA